Molecule: messenger RNA, 774 nt
Organism: Vigna umbellata (rice bean)
Lineage: Eukaryota; Viridiplantae; Streptophyta; Magnoliopsida; Fabales; Fabaceae
Cellular component (GO): oligosaccharyltransferase complex
Source: RefSeq, a predicted model, not a curated record
AUCACACACACCGUGUGACUCACUCACCCUUUCAUUACAUUUUCACACAUAACAAAACCAACUCACUGCUCUUCUCUCGAGAAGCCCCGACCCGGAAAAUGCGAGCCAAAUCGGAGCCCGCGGCCCAGCCUCCCUCCUCCUCCGCCUCUGGUGGCGCUUCCUCCGGCGCGUCGCUGGAUCCGAUCUUCCACCUCCUCCGGGUGCUGCCCUUCAGUUUCCUCCGCCCCCCGCGGCUCCGCCUCAAACUCCCCUCCCUGACCCUCCCCUCCCCCAACGCCGUCUUCGCCCUCCUCCUCCUCACCUAUUUCAUGGUCGUCUCCGGCAUCGUUUACGACAUCAUUGUGGAACCUCCCGGCAUCGGCUCCAUGCAGGAUCCCUACACCGGCUCUGUGCGCCCCGUCGUCUUCAUGUCCGGCCGCGUCAACGGGCAGUACAUCAUCGAAGGCCUCUCCUCUGGCUUCAUGUUCGUGCUCGGCGGCAUCGGCAUCAUUCUCCUUGAUCUCGCGCUCGACCGCAACCGCCCGAAGUCCGUCAAGGUCUCCUACGCCUCCGCCGGCGUCUCCUCCGUCGUCCUCGCUUACGUUAUGAGCAUGCUCUUCAUCCGCAUUAAGAUCCCCGCCUAUCUCAGAUGAACUCGUGCGCUUUAAGUCAUUUGUAGUUUCACUUUUGAUGAGGUUUCGUUUUCGCGGUUUCUAGGGUUGAUGGAAUUACAUGGAUAUGGUAAUUGGAUCUGAUUUGGUGUUAUUUAUAUGGAAUGUACUUUUUGGAGUAAAA